AUGCCGUUUCGUAUUGUUAUUGUCGGUGGCGGUAUCGCUGGUUUCACUGCGGCGAUUGCUCUGCGCGGACCGGACAGAAUCAUCACAGUUCUGGAGCAGUCAAGAUUGAACAAAGAGAUUGGAGCACUGAUUUCUCUCCAGCCCAAUGCGUCACGAAUUGCUGAGAGUGUUUGGGGGUUGAAAAGCGAGUUGCAUGGCGAUGCCCGAGCGAUCGUAGAUGAGGGAUUUCGUAUUUACAACACCGACGGCCGGCGAGAUCUUCACGAUACUCUGAAAAAAGCAGCAACGUCUCCCGAUCGCGAAGGAGACCCGGUAGUCGUUCGUACUGCUUCCAAAGUAGUUGACUGCGAUACGUUGAAAGGAACAGUCACUCUAGAAAGUGGUGAAGUUGUUACCGGUGACUUGAUUGUUGGAGCAGAUGGAAUACAUAGCGCAAUGCGAAAGUAUGUCCUUGAUACUGAGCCGUCGGCUCUACCAACAGGUCAUUCCGCAUAUCGUCUUAUGAUCCCCAGCGAGGUCCUGGAAAAAGAAGCGCCUGAGUUUUGCUCCAAGAUCAACCCUCGCGAUCCUUUCACCUCCAUGAUGGUUGCCCAGAACUGUCGUCUUGUCAUGGGUCCAGGUAGGCAGGGAGAGGUCUAUGGAAUUGUGGCUUUGGUCCCAGAUGAACAAAUGAAUGAGGAUCCAAAUGCAAAGCAAUCUUGGGUUGCCGAGGGCGACUUGUCAAAGAUGCUUGCGACAUUUUCUGAGUACCCGUCGCAUUCUCAAGAUCUUGGACUGUGGCAGCUUCGUGACUUGGAUCCUCUCGAUAAAUGGCAUAAUGGCCGUUUGAUUCUUAUUGGUGAUGCUGCCCAUGCAAUGUUGCCCACUCAGGGGCAGGGCGCCAGUCAGGCGAUUGAGGACGCAGAGGCACUGGGCUCGUUCUUUGAAAACAUUACCAAUUCCCCAUCCUCUGAAAGUAUUUCUAAGAUCUUCGAAGAAAUUGUCCAGGCACGUUAUUCACGAGUCAGUCUCAUUCAAGCAUACAGUCGACAGGCGGCCAAGCCUGCUACUGCCACUGACGACACCAAGAAAGUGACCAUGAAGCCUGAUGAGUUUAUGGAUUAUAAUUGUAUGUACCGCGGGGCGAAGCUGUGGAAGCAGCAGCAGGAGGUAUCUACCGCCGCAUAA
Molecule: messenger RNA, 1167 nt
Organism: Penicillium waksmanii
Lineage: Eukaryota; Fungi; Ascomycota; Eurotiomycetes; Eurotiales; Aspergillaceae
Exons: 10
Coding region: 1-1167 (388 amino acids)
Molecular function (GO): FAD binding; monooxygenase activity
Source: RefSeq, a predicted model, not a curated record